Messenger RNA from Caenorhabditis remanei, 840 nucleotides. RefSeq lists its product as uncharacterized. Gene Ontology annotation, molecular function: transmembrane signaling receptor activity; neurotransmitter receptor activity; chloride channel activity. NCBI's taxonomy places the organism in Eukaryota, Metazoa, Nematoda, Chromadorea, Rhabditida, Rhabditidae. Gene Ontology annotation, cellular component: synapse; membrane; neuron projection. The record is from RefSeq and is a predicted model, not a curated record. Gene Ontology annotation, biological process: regulation of membrane potential; chemical synaptic transmission; nervous system process. The transcript is spliced from 5 exons. Bases 1 to 840 code for a protein of 279 amino acids.
AUGCUUCCACGUGUAUGUAGAGGGGGAAAUCAAUCAAUAAAUCAGGAUAAUUCAGAUGCAUAUUCAACGGCCGAAAUUGAAUACAACUGGUGUACUUCGAAGGAGCCGAAUUGUGCAACAGCGGUGAAAGCCGACGAAAACAUCGAAUUGUCGAGCUAUCAGUUUACUAAAAUCUGCCAAAAACGGACACUUGCCAGCACUUCAUCGGGGACUUACUCUCGUCUACGGGUCAGUUUCAUAUUUGAUCGCGACAGCGGCUUUUACUUUCUUCAAAUAUUUUUUCCUGCCAGUCUUGUCGUUGUUCUUUCAUGGAUCUCAUUCUGGAUCAAUCGUGACUCGGCGCCAUCUCGUACUCUUAUCGGCACAAUGACUGUGCUCACUGAGACUCAUCUGAUGACUGGAACGAAUCGUCGUUUACCUCCAGUUGCUUAUGUUAAAGCAGUUGAUGUUUUCCUUGGCUUCUGUUAUUUGUUGGUUAUUUUAGCAUUGAUUGAGUAUGCGUGUGUUGCAUAUUCCAAGAAGAAGAACGAAGAUCGUCGUAGAAGAGAAAAGAAGAUGGAGCACAAACCGGCUCCACCUACUCCUGAUAUUCUACACGACGUUCGAUUGGCGGAAUGUACAUGUAAUGCAGCUCCUACUUCAAUCAUUGCUGUUAUCAAACAACCGAAUCGUUUUUGUGUCAGUCACAGUCACAUUGACAUUGUCAGUCGUGCUGCAUUUCCUCUUGUGUUUAUUGUAUUCAACAUCGUCUUCUGGUUGAUGCUUCUCUAUAAAUCAAAGCGUCUUCCAUAUAUCAGUGAGCACGAAGGCGACCGUUGCGAAGCUCCAGACCUUCAUUAA